GCCACUGGAAAUUUAUUUUCCGGUAUAUGUAGGUAUGGUCUGUACGUGUUUCAAGGCAGAUCGAGAUUUAAGGAGCAAAAGAACGAGUCAAAAGCCACAUGUAAUUUAAGCAGGUAAGAACAUUACAAUACAGUGAGGUCUUGAACUAGACAGGAUGGUAUGAAAUUGGGAACCUCAGAAAAGUAACAACUAACAGAAACCCAAAACAAAUCUUCCACAAUAUACGUAGUCUUCUCCCUUAUAUACAGGAACCUUUCUUUCUAUUAUAGUCCUCGAUCUCCUGAUUUCAAUAGAUCUCCAAGGCAUUUUUGAAGCAGCAGUAUCAGUUAACAAUAUGGCCAAGUCUUGUAUUAUCAUCCUUGCUUCAGCCCUUUGCUUCUUGUCCCUCAUCGACAACGUUUAUAGCGACGAAAAGGCAAAACUCCAGGUUGAAGGCGUGGUCUUUUGUGAUAGCUGCCGCAUCCAGUUCAUCACCAGAAUCGACGAGCUCAUCAAAGGUGCAAAGGUGAAGUUGGAAUGCAAGGACCGGGACAGUGGUAGCAUAACCUACAGCAAGGAAGCCGAAACCAACGAGCAAGGAAGGUACUCAAUUGAAGUGGACAGUGAUCAUGAGGAGGAGGACUGCGAGGUCGUCUUGGUGAGCAGCCCCAACGAGGACUGCAAAGAGAUCAGCCACGAGUUACACCAGCAGACCAGUGCGAGGAUUAGUCUCACAACACACAAUGGAAUUGCCGGACCGGUGCGCAUUCCAAACCCUCUUGGCUUCAUGAAAAAGGAAAUUGCUCCUGAGUGCCCUCAGGUGCUCAAGGAACUCGGACUCACUCCCGAUGGCGACGUUGAAUAACUUGUUAUUAGUCAUUCAUUAUUUACAUUAUGAAAUAGGAUUCUUGUUUCUCUAAGUUCGAGUAUUCAAUAAAAGUGUUUGAUAUGAUUUCGG
Argentina anserina (silverweed cinquefoil) is the source of this 937-nucleotide messenger RNA. RefSeq names its product olee1-like protein. The transcript has 2 exons. Bases 335 to 844 code for a protein of 169 amino acids. The record is from RefSeq and is a predicted model, not a curated record. NCBI's taxonomy places the organism in Eukaryota, Viridiplantae, Streptophyta, Magnoliopsida, Rosales, Rosaceae.